AGCAAGAACGAACGACUAACGCAUUCCCCUUCCUGUGCCCCCAGGUCAGCGAGGAGUGCAAGACGCUGAAACACACGCUCACGCAGGUGGAGACGGACUGGUCGUCGGCCAAGGUUCAAGUCGGGAGCUUACAGGGCAAAGUCGGCACCCUGGAGUCUGUACUUCGGCUGGACGAUGUAUACGGGCUGUCAGAUGGUCCGCGAGCCAGGGGGGGCAGCUCCCUCGAAAGCCGUCCUGAUCCAAAUGAAAGAAGCUGCGGACAAGCGGCGGGAACUCGAACGGCAGCAUGCGGAGGCGCUGGCACAGCUGCGGGAGCGCCAGUCGGCCAUCUCGGACACCAGCAGGUACAACGACAAGGACAGGAAGGCUUCGGUGGAGGUCAUCGAGGCGCUGCAGUCCAAGAUCCGCGAACUCGAGAAGAAGGCCGAGGCGCAGAACCUCCGGCAUGAGGAGCUCCUGCUGGAGAUGCAGAGCCUGAAGAAGGCCCAGGGCUCCCCCAAGAACUCGUGGUCGAGGUCGGGGUCUCUCAGCGCCGACCUCCAGAGCCCCGACUCCGGUGACGUCACGCCGGAUUCCAGUCAAAUUUUGUCCAAUGGUAGCACGGCCCGGUCGACACCAGUACCACCCUCCGGGAUGGGCAUGAGUCUGCCCCACGGCCUAGAUGUGUUCGGUUUGGUCGAUCUUCCCGAUUCUCUCUUGGUCCACCAACCCCCUCUGUCCACGUCACCCCUCGCUGGCCAAUCAGGCCUAACCUCCCUCAACUCGCUCUCGUCCUCGGGCGUGUACACGACCAACACCUCCUCCUCCUUGGUGGCCUCGGGCGUGGGCGGCGGGGGCGGCGGUGUUGGCGUAGGAAGUGGCCUGGGCGGUUUCCCCAAUGCCUCGCCGCUCACGGGGUCCGCCAACCUCGAAAAUGCAGCCACGGAGAUUGAUCGCAUUAUGGCCAAAAUCGAGCAGGAUAAUAAGAUUCUCGCUGAGCUCGAGAAGUCGCGGUCGACCAUAGGGUUGAGCACGACCUCGACCGGAGUGACUUCCCUCAAGACGAGCGACUUGAUCACCUCUCUGGGCCUCGCCUCUCGCACCAUGGCGGGCAUCACGCCCUCCUCCUUCGCCAUGGCCGGCACGGGCAUGACCUCCCUCACCGGGGCGGUCACCACCACCGUCUCGGCAAUGGACCUCUCCAACCCCAUAGUGAACCCCUUAGGUAAUAACCCCCUGGGCAGCAACCCCUUAGGGAACAACCCCCUCGGCCUGAUGGACCCGACGCUGGCCUCGCAUAUGGGCGGCGCCAACCCCAGCCUGGGCCUGACCUCCCUCGGCGGCCUCACCGGGACCAACCUCCUGGGGGGCACCUCCCUGCCAGGCGUCUCCCUGCACAGCACAAACCCUCUCUCCGUGACCAACCCUGCCAGCCUGUCGGCGGGCCUCACCGGCGUGGGCGUGGUGGGCACGGGCGUGGGCAUGGCAGGAGGGGGCAUCAGCAACCCAGUGUUCACCAGCGUCAACCCACUGCCCACCAUCAUCACCACGAGCUAUGACAAGGACGACAAGAACCUGGUGAACGGCAACAUCCCGGGAGUGCUGAUGCCACAGUAUGAAACCGACAACAGAGUGCUGGAUGUCCUCGAGAUCCCGGGGAAAGGGCGGUGCCACGUCUAUAUUGCCAGAUACUCGUAUGACCCAUUCCAACACUCCCCCAACGAGAACCCCGAAGCUGAGCUGGCGGUGAAUGCUGGGGACUACGUGCUGGUGUGGGGCGCCAUGGAUGAGGUAGCACCAAGGACCAUUGAUGGAUUCUUUGAUGGUGAACUGCUGGAUGGAAGGCGAGGGCUCGUUCCUUCCAAUUUCGUGGAGAAGCUCGUCGGUGAAGACCUGAUCGAGUUCCAUCAGUCUGUGGUCAUGGGUCUGCGAGAUGGUGAUGAAUCCAUGUCCACCUCAGUGCCACAGGACCUCGACUUCAUUUCACAAGACGAGUCGCAGUUGAUAGAGUUGGCUGCCAACCAGACAAGACACAAUGCUUACACCAGCUACAUAGAUCUUGAAGAUAUCAUUGAGGAGGAAGAGGAAACUUUGGGAGAGCAUGAGAGACGACUCCUAGUUCAAGGCAAGCUGCUUAGUAGGCCUGAAAGUAAGUCGAAACGGAACACAUAACCAAAAAAUAAAAGAUAAAAAACCUGAGC
Molecule: messenger RNA, 2180 nt
Organism: Penaeus vannamei (Pacific white shrimp)
Lineage: Eukaryota; Metazoa; Arthropoda; Malacostraca; Decapoda; Penaeidae
Source: RefSeq, a predicted model, not a curated record